This is a messenger RNA of Parnassius apollo (apollo), 339 nucleotides long. The record is from the annotation of a GenBank genome assembly. NCBI's taxonomy places the organism in Eukaryota, Metazoa, Arthropoda, Insecta, Lepidoptera, Papilionidae.
AUGAAAGGACAGCUUCUAAUUAUAUUUGCCGCCAUUACAUUCUCAGCUGCCAUGGUUCCUAAACUUAGGCGGGCGGUGAACAUGGACGAAGAUGAGGAAUUUUUAAAAUCAGUCUCCUCAACGUCGGAGAAAUCUAAAGAAAUUUGUAUGCCGCAAACACCGUGCGCUUGGUCAAUCUAUAAAUCCCGCCAAAAGAUUAUUGAUACACAGAUCACAAAUACGUAUUGUCAUUGCGGGGCUGGAACGACGUGCCAGAUCAAUGAGGACGACGCGAACGUUGGUGCCUUUAUCCACCGUUGCCGACCACCCGUCGAUAAUGAUGAGAACACGGAAAGCUAG